Messenger RNA from Liolophura sinensis, 1486 nucleotides. Its product is annotated as protein N-terminal asparagine amidohydrolase-like. Lineage: Eukaryota; Metazoa; Mollusca; Polyplacophora; Chitonida; Chitonidae. Gene Ontology annotation, biological process: ubiquitin-dependent protein catabolic process. Gene Ontology annotation, cellular component: nucleus. The record is from RefSeq and is a predicted model, not a curated record. Gene Ontology annotation, molecular function: protein-N-terminal asparagine amidohydrolase activity.
GUAACACGUGGGGUAGAAUGUUUACUCGGAGUCAAGACAGUUUACUUGGCUGUCAAGAGAAAAUGAAACUGUGGAUAUUAUAAAAAAAAGUUUCCCAGUGAACCACCAGAAUAGUGGAUUGAUGAACACUAGAACAACUGACAAGGCUCACUGACAGGUUCCAUGGACAGUUUUAAUAAACACUUCACAUAGGUUUAUAUCCUUGAUAGAAUGCCUCUGGUAAUAAAUGGAAAGGUUUUGGGCAAUUCACCUCUGUCUCUGGCCGAGUUUAUGCAAGACUACCCCCAUUUCAAGGAGUCAUCAAGUGAAUUAUGCUGUCAAAGUAAGAAGGAGAUUGGCCCUAAAUUACUUUACAUAGGACAAAGAGAGAUGGGGGCUACAGCCCCUAAGGAUAUUUUCAGGUCUAGUGUGAACGUAGCCUCAGAAAUGUGGGAAAAACUGGGAAAAACCAGAUAUGUCACUUAUCAAGAUGUCAUAAAAAUUUUGGGGUCAGAAGAUGCUACAACCUGUCAUAUUGUGAUCUUGAGAAAUAAAGACUUGGGGCUACCUGCCUGGCACACCUGGACGGCUGCAGCACAGAGACAGCUGUACAGGACAUGGUCAGAACUGGUGGAGGAGCUGUCACCUGACCACAGUCAGGCCCGACUGGAGUUAUCACUGAUUGGAGGUUUCUUAGAUGAACGAAAAUCCUCAGAAGAACUAUCCAUUAGUGUACACACAUUUCAGGCUCUAUUUCGUUAUUGUUUUCAUGUGGAUUUUGUUUCAGAUAUGAAUACUGUGAAAAGAGAUGGGAUUUUCUGGCCAGUGAUCUAUGGAAUUGCUGUUGAUGUGAAGUCGGGUGAGAUUUUCUCAGCAUCAUUCCCUGACAAAGGCCCCGAUCAGGCACUGCGAUCCGCCCGGCAUUUCAGUGGUGGAGAUGAGGUCCUAAAUAUAUACGACCCUCAUACACAUCAGCUGUUGAUUGGUCCCUUUCACUAUGAUGUCAUGGCCCAUGUUGACAGAUGGUGUAAUGCACCAGAUCACUUCAUAAGAAAGUAUUUAUCCACUUCUCCUGAACAAGAGCCAGAGGGUUUUGAGAGAAGUGUACGAGCAGCUUUAGUUCAAAUCCGAGACUUCCCUGACCCUCUCAAUAGUGUUUUCAAAGAUGGCAAGCCCAGGGCUUAUCAAAAGGAACACAAUGGUUUAUGGUCCUUAAUUUCAUAAUUUGUACUCACUGUCCUGGUUAUUUGUCCAUGGUAACUCCAUCAUUCCAUCUGUGAAGAUCAGACACAAUUGUGAUACUGCUGUUCUGCAUCUUGGUGCUACUUUUAUCUUUACAUACAAUCAGAUAAUGAUGUAGUUCUGUAUGUGUGUAUGUAUAAAUACCUGUAUGUUUAGUUUAGAACAUUGUGUCAAAUUUGAACUCAAAUGUAAGUGAAGAUACCAAAUUGCAGAAUGUUUUGGUUAUUGCGUACCAAGUUAUGCUAUAAGUUGUUGUUUUUUCCCC